AAUGCUCCGCUCAGCAGUUUCAGCUCUCUAUAGAGCAUCGAGAAGCUUCUCCGAGACAGUUCCCAGACUUUCAGCCACUCCACUGGGGAAGCAAGAGCCCCAGUUGUCCCUGUCAUACACCUGCAAAGUGUGCAACUCCCGGGAGGGCCCAAAAACAUUUGCCAAGUCAUCAUACGAGAAGGGAGUUGUCAUUGUCACGUGCUCCGGCUGUCACAACCAUCACAUCAUCGCUGACAAUAUCGGAUGGUUCGAGGACUUUAAAGGAAAAAACAUCGAGGAUCAUCUGAAAACGCGAGGAGAAGCCGUGAAACGUCGUGACACGAUAAAGAACGAGAAUGGAAUUUUUGAAAUUCAAAAAUGAAUAAAUAAAUCGAUAUUUUUU
This is a messenger RNA of Caenorhabditis elegans, 382 nucleotides long. RefSeq names its product DNL-type domain-containing protein (gene F53A3.7). Gene Ontology annotation, molecular function: zinc ion binding. NCBI's taxonomy places the organism in Eukaryota, Metazoa, Nematoda, Chromadorea, Rhabditida, Rhabditidae. The transcript has 3 exons. The record is from RefSeq and is marked reviewed. Bases 2 to 361 code for a protein of 119 amino acids.